Molecule: messenger RNA, 477 nt
Organism: Ostertagia ostertagi
Lineage: Eukaryota; Metazoa; Nematoda; Chromadorea; Rhabditida; Trichostrongylidae
Source: the annotation of a GenBank genome assembly
AUGCCAAUAUCGCCAUUCACCCGUGGUUUUUUUACCGCAUCCUGCAAUGGCAAACCGGAGGCCUUUAAUAUUGUACAGGCCGGUACAUUGGUGAUUGAUGCACUCACCCUGUUAAAUUCAGUAAACCUCAGCUACCUUAUUGUAAUGGAUAAGGGCGCGUACAAGGGUAUCUUCUGCGAACGCGAUUACAGCCGCAACGUAAUACUCAAAGGCCGUUCCAGCGAUUCUACCAAGGUGGAAGAAGUGAUGACUACAGAAUUGCCGGUGGUAGCAUUAACCGACAGCGUGGAGUAUUGCAUGAAUUUUAUGAACGCUCACAAGACCAGGUACCUGCUGGCCUAUGAUGAUCAGCAAUUUGCAGGCGUAAUUACCAUCCACGACCUGCUGCGCCAGGUAAUUGCCAACAAGGAAGAUGUGUUUGACAGCAGUGUAGCGAACAGCUUGCUUGACAGUGAAGAAAGUGGGCGUAUUUAUUAA